Oryzias latipes (Japanese medaka) is the source of this 1188-nucleotide messenger RNA. Its product is annotated as extracellular calcium-sensing receptor-like. Gene Ontology annotation, biological process: G protein-coupled receptor signaling pathway. NCBI's taxonomy places the organism in Eukaryota, Metazoa, Chordata, Actinopteri, Beloniformes, Adrianichthyidae. Gene Ontology annotation, molecular function: G protein-coupled receptor activity. Gene Ontology annotation, cellular component: plasma membrane. The record is from RefSeq and is a predicted model, not a curated record.
AUACGUUUUUUUUUUUUUUUGUAUUUAGAUGAAAACUUCAAAAGUGAUUGUUAAUUUUUCUGGGGAAUCAGAAAUGCAGGACAUUCUGAGAGAGGUCCAGCGUCGAAAUAUAACAGGGCUUCAGUGGAUUGCCAGUGAGGCCUGGGCCACUGCAAAAUCUCUAUGGGAAAAGUCUGGAAAGCUCCUUCAAGGAACAUUAGGAUUUGCCAUCCAGAGAGCUGCUGUGAUUCCGGGUUUGCACCAACAUCUCACAAGUCUCUCACCGUUAUCCAUUCAUAAAACUGCAUUUUUGGACGAAUUUUGGGAGGAAACGUUCAAAUGUCGCCUAAAUGACUCUAUUAACACACAUUACCAUGGAGAAGAUACCUACCAUGACAGAAAGAUGUGUAAAGGGACAGAGAAGUUUGAUGAUGUCUACUCUCCAUAUUUUGAUGUAACACAACUGAGAGUGUCCUAUAAUGUCUACAAGGCGGUGUAUCUGGUGGCUCAUUCCUUGCAGGACAUGAGUGAUUGUAAAGAUGGAAAAGGGCCUUUUCAGAACGGAUCCUGUGCAAACCCAAAGAAUUUCAAACCUUGGGAGGUGAAAUCUGCUGUUACAUUCAUUAAAAUGUUAUGAAGCUAUGAGCUUUAGAUAUGAAAAUGAAUGAUUGGUGAUUUGUGCUUGGAUAACUUUCAAUCUUUUUUUUCAUCUUUUAGCUUCUCCACUAUAUGAAACGCACAAAUUUUUCUGUUCUCGGAAAGGAAGUCAACUUUGAUCAAAACGGUGACCCUAUCGCAUAUUAUGAUCUCAUGAACUGGCAGCAGAUGUCUGAUGGCUCUCUCAGUUUGGUGAAAGUAGGUUUCUACGACGCCUCUCUGCCCUCUGGACAAAACCUGGUCAUAAAUGACUCGAUGAUCCAGUGGCCUGUUGGAAAAAAGGUGUGUUCACAUCAAAGUGGCUUGAGGCCAUGUUCCCCUCUAAGGCUGCUCUAUUCACUGUUUAUUAAUGGCUCAGUUAAAUUGUUGCUAGAAGUUGCCAACAUCAUUAGAUUUAGAAACAUAAGGUAUUACUUGGCAUAAUCUUAAUCAUCCACUGACCAAAUUCAUUCUUAACGCCAACAUUACAUACAUUUAUGUUUUAUUAACACUUAUGACCAGUUUUAGAUGUGAGGAAUUAUUAGUAUCAUCUAAAUUCUGAGUCUACAAAAA